Messenger RNA from Penicillium subrubescens, 1662 nucleotides. Its product is annotated as putative Gamma-butyrobetaine hydroxylase subfamily. Bases 1 to 1662 code for a protein of 553 amino acids. The record is from RefSeq and is a predicted model, not a curated record. Gene Ontology annotation, cellular component: mitochondrion. NCBI's taxonomy places the organism in Eukaryota, Fungi, Ascomycota, Eurotiomycetes, Eurotiales, Aspergillaceae. The transcript has a single exon. Gene Ontology annotation, biological process: carnitine biosynthetic process. Gene Ontology annotation, molecular function: oxidoreductase activity.
AUGCGUCCCGCCUCUCUCGCUGCGGCUCGACGCGUCUCGCGGGGCCUCGCUGGCCCUGCACGGCGCAGUUUCGUCACUUCGGUCCGACGGAGCCAAGUCGAGGAGGAUGCGAUGGCCCGGCUAACAAGCAAUGCAGUCUUGUUCAAUGCGAUCAAAUCUGGUCGCCUGAUUGAACAGGAUGGAAAGGCUGUCUCAGUCAUGCGAUUCAAACGUCCCGCCUCGAACGGUCAGCCGGACUCGAUCGUUCAAAUGGAAGUCACGAAACCCGCGGAGGCUUACCUUCACACGGAGAAUCUGGUCUUGUGGUCCGCCGAGCAUGGUCGAACCACUCUGCCUUUAUACUACCUGCGUGAUCUUUGCAAAUGUCCUAAAUGCGUGGACCCUCACUCGAAGCAACGGUCUUUCCGUACGAGUGAUAUUCCCAAGGACGUCCAUCCCCGAGUCGUGCGAUGGGAUGGAACACACCUCGAGGUGGAAUGGGCUAAUGAUAUUUCCGGUUACGGACGGGACCAUACAUCUCGCUGGAAUAUUAAAUACCUCAGAAAACCUAUCCUGGAUCCUCACGAACAAACCUCUCCGAAUAUGAAGCCUCUUCGGUGGACAAGUAAUCUAAUGAACCGGUUACAACAUUGGGUAUCGUAUGAGGAUUACAUGAAGGACGACGCAAAGUUCGCCGCAGCUAUGCGCAACCUAUCUCGUCUUGGUCUGAUCUUCGUGAAGGAUAUUCCCGAUUCCCGCGAAAUAGUCGCCAAGAUCGCGACUCGGAUGGGCCCGCUGCGCAAUACCUUCUAUGGCGAGACGUGGGACGUGAAGACUGUGCCAGAAGCUAAGAACGUCGCAUACACAAACCAAUUUUUGGGUUUCCACAUGGAUCUCAUGUACAUGAACGAGCCCCCGGGUUACCAGCUCCUCCACUGCUUGGAGAACUCAUGCGACGGAGGCGAGUCGCUCUUCGCCGAUACAUUCCGUGCUGCCAACAUCAUGAAGAAUGAGUUCCCCACUGAGUACAAGGCGCUCUCUCGUCGCCAUCUCGGCUACGAGUACAAUCAUGACGAACACAAGUAUCACAACACCCGGCCUGUGUUCCAGCUCGAUCCCAAAACAAAGGAGCUUCGUUACGUCAACUACUCGCCACCAUUCCAGUCUGCUCUACCUGAACACGAGGGCAAAAAGGGUUCUGGUAGUCAAAGCUACCCAGAUCUCAAGCGGGCAUUGAGCCAUUUGAUCAAGAUCAUGGAGGGUCAGCAUUCAGUUUUCCAGUUGAAAUUGAACCCCGGCGAGUGCGUGAUCUUUAACAACCGUCGCAUUGUUCACGCUCGCAAUAAGUUCAAUACCAGCUCUGGCUCGCGUUGGUUGGCUGGUGCGUAUGUGGAUGAAGAUGCGCUGUUGUCUCGCUACGCUGUGUGUGGUGAGAAGGAGCAUACUUCUUGGAAGGCUGCUGAUCCUUUCGUGGGUCUCGAGGGACUCCGCAGAGAUAUCGCGGAGACUUCGGCACACGAGGCAAAAUUGGCACUUGCGGAGGCUCGUUUGCGGGGUGGAGAGAAGGGUGUUGAGGAGGCUGGGCCUCUUGGGGAAGUUGGUUCUGCUUUGCAGGGACAAGACACGGAGCCUGAACCCAUUAAGCAGAGCAAAGUCUCUGAGCUGGGAAACCCCAACUUGUAA